CAACACUUACGCUUAGAUACAAGGGGUUUAUGAUUGCUCGUUUCUCGACGGGAAUUCUGCCAUUUCCUUUGAUUUUUAAAGCACCAAAUCUUGUCUGAUAGUUACAGGUGGUAUCCAGGAGCAUCCUGGAUCUGAUUCAGGGUUACAAUGAGCAGUGCGGCUGUUGAAACCACUGUGAAUGGUGACAUCAUGAAGGGUAACUAUAGUGAUACAGACAGCGUAGAUAAGGAGUUAGAUUGGCUUAUUGAUAAAGAAGAACCCCCAGCUACCAAGAAAUCUGAUCUGGAUACCAAUGUGACAGAAGAUGGAGACUAUAUACCAAGAACAGCAUCACCGAUGAAAGAGGAGGAACCUUCAAGAUCUUCAUCUCGGUUGGGAUCUGAUAGUGAUGAUGAUAGUGAUUAUGAAUUGACAGAGGAACAGCGUGAGGCUGAACAGUUGAUGCAAAAAAUGAGAGAAGAGGGUUCCCUGCCCUCAGAAGAUCCACCUGAAUAUGAUGUUACUGAAAGAAUAAAACAAUUAAAUGAGGAACUAGCGCAGGAAGGUGAGGUAGAAGAGAAAAAAGAAAGAAAGGUUGGUUUUAAAGAUAACUUAAUUGAAUUAGAAGUGUCCCCACUUGAUGAUGAGAAUGAUAAAGAAAAUGAAGAGCAAAUUGGAAAUUUAAGUUUAGAGGAUCGUGAUCAGAAAAAACAAUCAAACGGAGAGGUAGUUGUGGAAAGAAAUGGCAAAUUUGAAGUUGUGCCUGUGAGUGAGUUGAGUCCGGAAGAGCGGGCUGCUCAUGGGAUUGAAACCAAUGGUCAUCAACCGGCACCACCAUCACGUCCGAGACCAGCUACAGCAACAGGAAGUACUGGCAGUAGGAGAAAGAUUGUGAAUUCUACGGGUCAAUCACAGCGAGCACAAUCGGCUGGAUCUCAAGGACGUUCACAAAAUGUUAAUGAAUCAAAUAAUAUAACAUAUGAAGGGUACAGUGCAUAUGGACUCACACCUGAACAAGUAGAGUAUAAAAAAGAACAUGCACGGCUGAUGAAUCAGCGAAGAAAAGAACAACAAGAAAAAGAGAAAGAUGAAAAGAAGCGAAGACAAGACGAAGCAGAGAGUGCUUUUCAAGCAUGGUUACAGAAGAAAAAAGAGGAAGAAGAAAAUAGGAAAAAAGAGGAAAAGGAGAGUAGAGAAAGAGAAGAACAAAAUGCGGUGCAGAGAGAUGCAGCUGGUGCUUAUAAACAGUGGCUGAAAGCAAAGAAAUCUCAGAAGAAAAAAGAAAAGAAAGAGGAUAAACACAAGAAUUCAGAAGAAAGUGAAUCUUAUUAUUUGAGGAGUCGAGAAGACUGUGAUAAAGCUUAUAAAGACCACGAAGACCAAAAAUCAGACAGUCAUUCCUCCUGGACUGCUGAAGACCACAAAGAAUGGUUAAAAAGAAAGAAUGGACAACUAAAAGCACAGAAAGCAUUGAGCAGGUCACAUAAUUUAAGAAGGCGACUUGAAGCACGAAAGUCAAGAAAAUCACAGAAUUUGGCCAAAGCUAUCAGACAAGCACAAACCUAUAAAUACACAGAUUACUAUGGUUACCGAUACUAAAUUCUAAGUUUUUUUAAUUCUUUUAGAUGUAAUAUUGUUUUAAAAAUUAUGUUACCAUGGUGACAAUAACCAUGGCUAUGUAGACUCAUUGAAUGCAUGAUGGACUAUUGCUACCAUGGUGACUGUAACCAUGGCUCUGAUUCAUGUAUUUUAAGACAUUUGUAAUUGCAGUGAUUGUAUUAAUUACAUGUAGCAAUAUGACAGACUUUUUUAAAAUCAGGAUUUUUAUGAUUUUGUAUCAAGCAACGGACAAUCAAGGACUCAAAGCAAUGUGUUGAGUUAAUCUAUCCCAUAAUUCUUUCUCUGUAAGCACAGCCUGUUGAGUAAUCAAGGGUGGAUGAAUUCAAGUGUGCACACUGUCCUCGUAUAACAAGUUGUUAAAUCAUUUAGAGUGAAAUCCAUAUUAAUACAAGAACACAUAUACAAGUUUGUGAAAUUACGAAUUGAGCUUUAAUAUCACCAGCAGCCUGUUUUGAUCACAACUUAAAAUUAUUAUUUUAGAAUAAAACAAGUUUGUUCAAUUGGAUGUUUAACAUCGUGUUGUAAUGGACAUCCUGUCAACAACUCAGGAAUUGCCAUGAUAUAUAAAUCAAUAGUGAACAAUUUUAGAAGUUUGUGUUUUCCUGGCUACUGACUUCUACCGGUAAUAUUUACCUUACGGUAGUGAUUUCUGUCAUGCCAAGAGCUUUUUAAUACAAUGUCAUAUCAUCUUAUAACCUUAAGUUAGUGUUGUUGUGUUCAGUUAAAAGCAUAUGUGCAACUUGAAAAACAUAUAGAUAUAGGCCAACCAAACAUGUUUGUUUUGUAAAUUAUUUUAGUAAGAGAUGCAACAUAAUUGUAUAUGCUUUUUAAUAAUAGAUAAUACACAGUCCCUCUGUGGAUAAUAGUAUGCAACUAUCUACACCGAGAUGCAACUAUUGUACCUAGAUACAACUAUUGGCACCUGGGAGAAAUUACUUGGUAACUGUACCUAGAUACAACUAUCAGCAUAUGGGAGAAAUUACUCGGUAAUUGUACCUAGAUACAACUAUCGGCACCUGGGAGAAAUUACUUGGUAACUGUACCUAGAUACAACUAUCAGCAUAUGGGAGAAAUUACUCAGUAAUUGUACCUAGAUACAACUAUCGGCACCUGGGAGAAAUUACUCGGUAACUGUACCUAGAUACAACUAUCGGCACCUGGGAGAAAUUACCCGGUAACUGUACCUGGAUGCAACUACACUUGGGUUAUAAUACUUUCACUGUCAGUAGAGAAAUAAACUGCAAUUUAUAUGAAAUCCAAUUUACUGUAUGUGACACUAGAUAGGUUUUAAAGAUAUAGUCUUUUUAGUUCUUUGUAAGUUGUGCCAAACCAUUGAUUUAUACAUUGCUUGUCAUUUUAAUAUAAAGUACAUUGCUAUUACAUUAAUUUAACAUCAGGGAUUAACAUUUGUACGAUAUCAUUUCUGUAAAAUAACUUUUGUAUUAAAAAAUAUUUUUUGGUAAAA
Saccoglossus kowalevskii is the source of this 3064-nucleotide messenger RNA. RefSeq lists its product as uncharacterized. NCBI's taxonomy places the organism in Eukaryota, Metazoa, Hemichordata, Enteropneusta, Harrimaniidae. The record is from RefSeq and is a predicted model, not a curated record. Gene Ontology annotation, molecular function: microtubule binding.